Messenger RNA from Trichoderma breve, 1293 nucleotides. Its product is annotated as acetyltransferase (GNAT) domain-containing protein. NCBI's taxonomy places the organism in Eukaryota, Fungi, Ascomycota, Sordariomycetes, Hypocreales, Hypocreaceae. The transcript has 3 exons. Gene Ontology annotation, biological process: siderophore biosynthetic process. The record is from RefSeq and is a predicted model, not a curated record. Bases 1 to 1293 code for a protein of 430 amino acids.
AUGGCAUCCCCUGCUGUUGCAAAGACCAAUUACCCUCUUAUAAAACUCCCGCAUCCGUUCUUAACAACAUACCGAGUACGAUCAGUUGGCGAUACAGCACCAACCGAGCUUGCCUUGAUACUGGAUAAUGAGCCCACAAAUGGCCAACCGCUGUCGCAACCGCUGCAUCUCGCUACUCUCUCGUGGGUAGACUUGACAAGAAUACCUGACGAUCAGUGCCCACCCCCUUCCGACAACAGCCCAUGGGCCAGAGCGCGUCGAAGUCCGGCGACUACCUUCCAGUGGAAAGGUGAUACAGUUCCCACUCUGGGCCAGAUUUGGAACGUGAUCCACGCAAUCUUUCUGGCCUAUCCGACACUGGAAUGCUUCAGGCUCACCUUGUUGGGAGAGGGGAAAGAAGUGGUGUCGAGGGAGCUGGCUUACACCGGUCUUGGAAUAGAACACCCGAAGCCACGGAUUGGCGUAGAUGGGGACAAUGCAUCUUUGACCGAGCUAGUGAUUCUUCGAAGUGCAUUCUGGCAAGGCGCAGGCUCUCCGACAGGCCCUCGACCAAUCUGGGUUUACCCGCCUAUGCCUGAGCACUACCAAAUCACGAAUAAGUUUCCAAGCGAGCCCGUUUAUACUCGCCAUCCGACACGUCGACCAAAGCCGUGCCCGGGCUCAAUAGUCUAUAGUCGGUACAUACCAGAGAUUGAUGCCCAUUUCUCUCUGGAAGCUGUCAAUUGGCAGGAUGAUGAACAUUUGAGGCUCUUCAACACAUGGCAGAACGACCCCCGAGUUGCCAAGGGAUGGAAUGAAACGGGGACGCUGGAGCAACACCGAGAGUAUCUACGCAAAUUGCACUUUGACCCUCACGUUCUUUGCUUAUUCGGCCGCUUUGACGAGUCGCGCUUCGCUUACUACGAAUUGUAUUGGGCAAAAGAGGAUCACUACGGCGCCCAUUGGGAUGCGGGGGACUAUGAUCGAGGACGGCACUCCCUUGUUGGCGAUGCUUCAUUCCGCGGCGCCCAGCGUGUCAAUGCGUGGUAUUCCAGUUGCAUUCAUUACUGCUUUUUAGAUGAUCCACGAACAGAAAACGUUGUUGGGGAACCCAAAGCAACUGGCUCGACUAUCUUAUCUUACGAAAACUCUCAGGGCCUCACUAUUGGCAAAUAUGUCGAUCUUGGCCACAAACGAUCGGUGCACUCUAUAUGCAGUAGGGAGAAGUGGUUCCAGCUAUGUCCUCUCUUCUGGGACGGACGUGAGCGGCCACUUGAAUCCGCUGAUCGUGCUGCGUGGAAUGCCAAGCUCUGA